AUGGCCACCCCUAGUGUCCUAGCCUUUGACGCCGAGGGUCGAGCCAUUGAUUUUGAGGUCUGGCUAGACGACCUGCAGCUUUUCUUACAGUGCGACAGAGCUGACAGCCUUUCUCUCUUUGACCUCACCUCUGGCGCCUCUCCUGCUCCUGCUGCCGAUGCUGAUCCCACUGUCCGCUCUCAGUGGGCCACCCGCGAUGCUGCUGCACGUCUUGCUGUGCGUCGCCACCUCCCUACCUCUGAGCGUGCGCACUUUAGUCAGUACAAGAGUGCUCAGACCUUGUACGACGCUGUAGUUGCGCGCUACUCCUCCCCUGCCACUGCUGCACUGAGCCUCGCGCGCCUCCCUGACUCCCUCCGCGUAGUCAGGGACCACUUUCUCGCAGUCUGUCCCACCACUCUCACCGUCGACCUCCUCGAGAAGGCCCUCCUCGCAGCGGAGAAGAGCAUAGUCGCUGUAGGUGCCUCUCGUGGUGACCCUCGCACCCCCAUCUUUGAGGGGUGCUCUCCUUCCCCCUUGCUGCCCUCUGUUGCCUCUGCUGCUGCGGCCGACCUGCUUGGUCUUGAGUCGGUCGGCGCGGCGUCUGCCCCUAGUGGGAGACGUCGCUCUAGCAAGGGCAAGGGGGGCAAGGGCGCGGGCGGAGCUGGAGGGGGCGGUGGCGGUGGCGGCGGAGGCGGCGGAGGGAGUGGGGGUGGUGGCGGGAGUAGUGGUGGUGGUGGUGGUGGUGGUGGCAGCAGCGGCGGAGACGGUAGUGGUAGUGCCAGCGGUGGUGGUGGAGGCAGCAGCGGGAGCGGAGGCGGUGGAGGUGGAGGCAGUGGAGGCGGCGGCGGAGGAGGCGGUGGUGGUGGAGGAGGUGGAGCUGGUCGUGGUGGUACCCAGCAGCGGAGCGGCGGUGGUGGUGCCCAGCGCUCGCAGCGGCAGCAGCAGCAGCGUUCGCGGGACAUCCCUCCGCCUCAGCAGCUUCGUGAGUGGUACGCUGCGCGUCAGAGGGGUGGGGGUACUGGUCCCUGCGCCUACGUUCUUCGUUCCGGCGACCGCGCGGCGAUCUUUGAUCUUGAUUUUGAUGCUAUCCUUUCUGCUCUGUAUGCUGUGACUUAUAGUGAGGAGCAUGAGGGUUACCGGUGUUUCCAGCCCGACCCGGGCAUUGGUACUGCUGCGCUAGGUACUUGUGAGGCUGCUGCUCUAGGUGCCAGUGCGUCUGCGCUCUCAGGUACUAGUGAGACUGCGCUCUCAGGUGCUGGUGAGACUGCGCUCUCAGGUACUGCGUCGCCCUCGUCCUCCCUCACUUUCACACUUGACUCUGGGGCUUCUCGCUCCUUCUUUCGAGACCGCACUACCCUUACGCCUCUUGGCCGGCCGGUUGCGGUCUCCCUUGCUGACCCCUCUGGGGGUCCUGUCCUGUCUCACUUCUCCACUGUCCUCCCGUGUCCGGCUGACCCUUCGGGCACCCUGUCUGGUCUGUACCUUCCCUCGUUCUCUACGAACUUGGUGAGUGGUGCGGACCUACAGGAUGCGGGGGUUCACCAGUUCACUCCUGCGAGGCGACGGGUGACCCACUGCACGGACGCAGACACAGGCCGACACCUGGCCACCUUUUCGCGUCGGCCAGGGUCGAGUCUCUACACCCUGACCACUUCGUCUCCUCCUGUCCCUGCGUCUGGUCAGGUAGCUGCGUCAGGUCAGGUGUUUGCUGCUGCUUCCAGGUCAGGUCCUGAGUCUGCCCCCUGUUCUUGUCGCCUCCUGUCUCACGAGACUCUCCUGUGGCACCACCGUCUUGGCCACCCCUCCUUGCCCCGUCUUCGGAGCAUGGCUUCCCGUGUCCUUGUCUCUGGUCUUCCCCAGUCUCUCCCUCCUCUCCCCUCCGGGCCAGGACCUUCCUGUGUCCCCUGUGUCGAGGGUCGCCUCCGAGCUACUCCUCACUCCUCCCACUUCCCCCCGACAGAGGCUCCCCUGCAGACGCUUCACAUGGAUGUGUGGGGCCCAGCCCCCGUCCGUGGGCAGGGUUACGAGCGCUACUUCCUGUUGGUGGUUGACGACUACUCGCGUUACACCACAGUCCUCCCCUUGCGCAGCAAGGGUGCGGUCACUGAGGUGCUGAUCGACUGGAUCCGCGAGGCUCGUCUCCAACUCACGAAGAGCUUCGGCUCGGACUUUCCUGUUCUGCGUCUGCACUCGGACAGAGGCGGAGAGUUCUCUUCUCGCCUUCUGCGAGACUACUGUCGUGCACGGGGGAUCCGCCAGACCUUCACGCUUCCGGACUCACCACAGCAAAAUGGGAUUGCUGAGCGCCGCAUUGGCAUGGUCAUGGAUGUCGCUCGUACGUCCAUGAUGCAUGCGGCUGCCCCCCAUUUUCUGUGGCCGUUUGCUGUGAGGUACGCGGCGCAUCAGCUCAACCUUCACCCCCGGGUCUCUCGGCCUGCGAUGUCCCCAGUCUUGCUGUGGACAGGGAAGGUUGGCGAUGCGUCUGUGUUCCGUGUCUGGGGAUCUCGGGCGUUUGUCCGCGACUUGUCUGCCGACAAGCUGUCCCCCCGUGCUGCUCCCUGUGUCUUCCUUGGCUUCCCCACUGACGCCCCAGGGUGGCAGUUUUACCACCCCUCCUCUCGUCGUGUUCUGUCCUCCCAGGACGUCACGUUCGACGAGUCAGUCCCCUUCUACCGUCUCUUCCCCUACCGCACUCCUUCCCUCCCCCCUCCCCCGGACUUCCUUGUGCCGGUUCCCCCCCCGGUCGACCCCCUCCCCCCUCAGGUUCCUGCCCCCUCAGGUGUGUCCCAGGUAGACGCCGUUGACCCGGUCGAGGUUACUGGUGACUCUGGUGCUGCUGCGGGUGCUGAGCCUGGGGGUGCUGACUCUGGGGGUGCUGACCCUGAGGGUGCGGGGCCUGGGGGUGCUACUGCUGGGGGUGCUGGGCCUGGGGGUGCUACUGCGGUGGGUGCGGAGCCUGGGGGUACUGGGCCGGGGGGUGCUGUGCCUGGAGGUGCUGAGUCUGGGGGUGCUGAGCUGGGAGCUGCUGGGCCUGAGGGUACUGAGCUGGGAACUGCUGAGCCUGGGGGUGCUGCGCCUAGAGUUGCUGAGCCUGGGGUUUCUCCUGCUGCUGCGUCUCGCCGGGAGCCCCUCUCUCCACCGGAGCUGCGCGAGUGGUUCGCUCGCCGCUGGAGGCGUGCUGCUGAGUCUGGAGGUGCUGCUGGAGCUGGAGCUGGAGCUUCUUCGACCGUCGAGGGUGCGGGUGCUGCCGGUCCCGGAGCUGCUGGACCUACUGGUCCUCCUGGAGCUGGAGCUGCUGAGGGCGUUGGUGCUGAGCCUGCUGCUGUUGGACCUGCCGCUGGAGGUGUGGGUGGCGCUGGUGCUGUCGCUGAGGGUGCUGGUACUGUCCCUGCUGAGUCUGGAGCUGCCGCGCGGCCUCGGCCGUACUUCGUUCCGCUCCUGCAGCAGGUUCUUGGUCUUUCUCCUCCUGUAGAGGGUCCACCGCCUGUCCAGUCGCAGUCCCUACUGGAGCCUUCCUCUUCGCUGCCUGCUCCCUCUCCUUACACUGGUCCUACUGGAGGUCUUGCUGAGCGCCGUGAGCCUGCGUCUCGUCCCGCGUCGCCUGUUCGUGCUGCUCGCGCUAGUGGUCGCAGUUCGCGUCAGCGUCCUCCUCCUGUCCCUGGCACGCAUCGGAUGUCUCUGCGUCCGUCCACUGCUCCUCUGCGUGCCCCUUUGCCAUCUCCUCCUGAGUCCUCUCUUCCUGCGCUUGCCGACCCUGAGUCGGACUCUCUUCGCGCUGCCAGUCCUACUGUCACGCGUCUGCUUGCUACUGUCGUCACUGACCCCUCGUUUGAGUCCACUGCUGCGUCUGCUCUGGUCGCUGAGCUCGUUGACUUUGCUGCUCGCUGUCGUCUCGACUACGCUGCUAGUCUUGUUGCUGAGUCUGUGUCUGGCUGUCCUCUGUCCGUCAGGGGUGAGUGUGCUCUUGGCACGGACGUCCUAGAGGACAGGCAGGAGGAGUUACAGUGUCUAGCGGCUGCUUCACCUCAUCUCGCGUCUGUACUGCUUGCCCCUGAGGGAGACCCGGAUGCACUAGACAUCCCGACUCCGCGUUCUUACGCGGAGGCCGUAGAGGGUCCCUACUCCUCUCAGUGGCAGGCAGCUAUGGAUGCAGAGAUGGCUUCCUGGAAGUCCACAGGCACCUACGUUGACGCAGUUCCCCCUCCUGGGGCGAACAUCGUCAGUGGCAUGUGGAUCUUCAGGGUGAAGCGACCGCCGGGCUCUCCACCUGUCUUCAAGGCACG
Messenger RNA from Closterium sp. NIES-65, 4265 nucleotides. Lineage: Eukaryota; Viridiplantae; Streptophyta; Zygnematophyceae; Desmidiales; Closteriaceae. The record is from the annotation of a GenBank genome assembly.